Molecule: messenger RNA, 2121 nt
Organism: Rana temporaria (common frog)
Lineage: Eukaryota; Metazoa; Chordata; Amphibia; Anura; Ranidae
Gene: SNAP47
Product: synaptosome associated protein 47
Exons: 5
Coding region: 125-1360 (411 amino acids)
Biological process (GO): exocytosis; synaptic vesicle priming; synaptic vesicle fusion to presynaptic active zone membrane
Cellular component (GO): plasma membrane; SNARE complex
Molecular function (GO): syntaxin binding; SNAP receptor activity
Source: RefSeq, a predicted model, not a curated record
CGUUCGUCGCGGCCAUCUUGGUACACCCUGACCCGGUCAAAACAAUAACAAAAGCAACCGGGAGAAGCUGAGCUCAUCUGUGGGAUUUCCUGGAAGGUCCCCUCCCCCGGGUCCCUCUACACCGAUGAAUAGAGAAGUCCCCGUCCAGUCCUGGCCUUGUUCGUACUACCUGAACAUGGAGCGGCGAUGGGUCCCUGGCCGCCUCUCGCUGACCCCCACCCACCUGCGGUUCAGGGAGGACGGCGCAGAGACCUCCUUAGUGGACUUCCACCUGUCCAGCGUGGGCGAGAUGAAGAAAGAGUCCUCCAGUUACAUCUUCAGCUCCAUCACCGUGCUGGAGAAGGACAACGCCAAGCACUGGUUCAGCUCCCUGCAGCCAAACCGCAGCGCCGUCUUCAACGUCCUGGAACAUUUCUGGAGGGAGCAGCUGUUGUCCCCGCGGGGGGAACGGGGCGAGGCCAAAACCUCCAAAGGGAAGGAACUCAUUAACAUUGUCACCGGGUCCCAGAAGAGGCUGGAGGACACCACCAGGGUGCUUCACCACCAGGGGGAGCAGUUUGACAACGUCGUGAAGGACUUGAAUAAAAUAGAAGCAGACAUGGCCACUGCCAACAGAAUGUUAUCAGUCCUGGAAGCUCCAGUUUGGUGGCCAUUUAGCGGCAAUCCAUUGAAGAGAUUCACCAGCACCGCAUCCAAGGAAACGUCUGCCAGCGACCGACCCCACGGGAAGGAGGGCGUCAUCGUGAUCAUACCCAUCGUUUUCUCCCAUCAUCCCGAUCCCAGCCUGAAGCCAGGAAAACUGACCGUUCUCUUGUCUGCGCUGGAGAUCGCCGACUGUCACUUCCGUCUCCUUCAUAGAUACGAGCGUCAGGAUGUGGACGACAUCAGAGCCAUCACGGGACACGAGAUUGCCAUCCGCCAGAGGUUUAUCGGCAAACCGGACAUCACAUACAGGGUUAUAUCUGCCAGACUACCGGACGUCUUGCCUCUGUUAGAACUGCAGUACGGGAAGAAGAUGGAGUUCCUGGAGGAGGCCGCCAUGUUCAGCGAAAAAUGGAGGAGUUCUCCAAGCGACCAAGGCAGCCCGGGAUGGCAGACAGAUUCCUGGCUGCUGGAUACGAUAGUGAGAUCGGGGCCCACUGCAGGAGAACAGGCAGGGGCCGUCAUCCAGGAUCAGGAAGUCUCGGAGUCGGAAGCCCAGGAGCUCCGAAAGAUCCUGAUGAAGCUGAAGAGCAUUGCCCUGGACGCAGAGGACGAGUUGGAGCGUCAGGACGAAGCCCUCGAGGAGAUCACGUCUUCUGUGGACAGAUCCGUUUUCAGCAUCGACAAACAGACUCGCAGGAUGAGAAAGCUCCUGUAGCACGAGACCCGUCAGAAUAAACCGGAGGAAAGGACUGACUGCCUCAGCCGACCACACUAAGGUGUCAUACUCCUAGCACAGGGAUAUGUUCUGACGGGCGGCAUUGGGUUGGCAGGUCCACAUCUCCUCACUUGCCGUUUUUGGGAGUCCUCUAAUUACCAUAAGCCGUUUGCAAAUGAUAGCAUGACGCUACCGAUGUUUACAUGCACCAACAAUGCAAAAUACCCCUCAUAUUUACCGCGUGCAAACGUGGCAAGAUGCCGGGAAUGCGGAAUGCCUGCAGCCAUGCCUGUGAAUUCCUGUACAAGGUUCUGCUUUGCGUUCAUUUGUAUUCAUGUACUUUAGGUACUGUGCCUUUUCAUGUGAAAACCUGAAGAAUAUCAUGGUACCCUCCCCCCCAUGUAUUUCAAAAACAAAACGGACAUUUGCUAAGGCUGAACUCCAGUAUGGGUUAAAAAUCAAACCGUAUCUAAAGUCAUCUUUUUUUCUGCAUUUGCAAAGCGCUGAUCGGAUUGGAUGCUGAUUGGAUGUUGGUUUCUCAGCAGGCGUGUUUAACUGAAGCCGGUGGUGAGCUUCUGUCGGACAGGAAGCUGUACACACGGGCCGCAUAUCAGCCGGUUUCUACUGUACCGGCUGAUAUUCGGCCACUGUCUACCCGCCGUUAAUCCUUCUGUUUGUGGUCUGGUCUUGUCACAUCACAGGUCCUCUUCUUCCUCCUGUGGUUGGUACAGUGGAACCUUGGAUUACGAGCAUAAUGCGUU